Molecule: messenger RNA, 1017 nt
Organism: Dictyostelium purpureum
Lineage: Eukaryota; Evosea; Eumycetozoa; Dictyosteliales; Dictyosteliaceae
Exons: 1
Coding region: 1-1017 (338 amino acids)
Source: RefSeq, a predicted model, not a curated record
AUGGAAAAUAAUUUUUCAAAUGAUUUUAAAAUAUUGUUAAAUAAAACUAUUCUAUCACCAGGGAAAAUUGCAGGUACGAUUAUAGUAACGUUUAUUAUUACAGCCAUAACCGAGUUUACUUUUUUUUUUUUAAGUUAUACAAAAUUUGAUAUUGUGGCAUGCAAAUUACCGGGUGAUAAUACAUCAGAGUUUUCUUUUAACAAUUGUUUUAAAAAUGAAGAAAAAGAUUUAUCUUUAUCAAAUUGCCUUAAUGAUAAAUAUUUUACAAAUUCAAAUUAUUCAUUAUCAUUUAAUAUUCCUGCAACUGGGUUUGAUGGUGACCGUUAUAGCAAAUUAAUUUUAGCAUUUUCUAUACUGUGCUAUUUUUCAAUUAUGGGUAUAUUUGAAAUUGUACAUUAUUUUCAUUUGGUAAAAAAAAAAAGAAUUAUAGAAAUAUUAGGUAGUUCAAAGAUUUUGGUGGAUGGUGAAAAUAAGUAUGAAAAACGAUUUGGUAUAUUUUUUAUUGUAAUGGUAUGGGUAUACGUAAUAUUAAAAUUAGUAUGGAUAUUUUAUAGAUCUAAAAUUUACAGUACUAUAGACUGCUAUGGAGAAAUAUACGAUUUUAAAGUUCAGCAAGGUUUAUAUUUCGUUACUGCUCUUUAUGUAAUUUUUCAAACCAUCUUAACCAUAUCCAUUUUACCAGCCCUCUAUAUAGUUGCUUCACAAAAUUAUUUAUGCGACGUUAAUUUAAAAGUGCUAUUAAACAAUCUUUCAUAUGGUUCUAUAAAUGAAUUAAAUUUAAUUACAACUCUUGACGUUAAAAUAUACAGAAAGUUAAUUCAAGAACAACUGGCCUUUAAAUAUUCAAAUGAUAAUAUAUUUAAAAAAAUAAUAAGAUUAAAUACUUUUAGUUUUGAAAUGACCAAAACUGACGAAAUAUGUGAAAUUCUUAAAAACCAUAAAGAAAACCACUCAGAAGACUUUAAAAAAAUAAUUUUUGAUUCAUUACCCAAAAAUUCAAUAAAUACACUAAAUUGA